GCGGGCAUCCCAGACGGCGCGCGCUGGGUGCUCGAGCGCAUGUGGUGCCAGGGCCGCUUCUGGGCCUCCGACAUCGACCUGCGCCCCACCUGCAGUGCGGUCUUGGUGGCCAUCGAGCGCAUCACCAGUUGUGAUCUCCGUUGGAGUACGUUCCUGGAGGUGAACGUCGCGGCGCUCUUCAAGGCCAUCGGCCGCGAGCCUGAGCGCACUGCGGCCUGCCCGUCCUGCGGGGGUGCCCAUCGACCAAGUGCACGCCGCUACGUGGCCGAGUGUGCCGCCCUGCCCGGUUUCCGGCGGGAGCUGAAUGACGCGUGCCACAUCCCGCCGGGUUGGCGGGCUCGCCAUCCGCGGGUGACGCUGAAGACGGGAUGGAGCAUUUUCCCGGCUCGCGCGCCCGCGGUCCGCAGAGCGGAGCUCCAGGUGGCCGUCUGCCUUAUUGGGCUCGUCGCCAUGGCAAAGCUGGCAGAGGGGGGUUUCAACCAGUGCAUUUUCGGGGACUGUAUCGACUCCUGCGCGGGGGGGCCGGCGACCAACCGGCCGGCCGCCGACGCGAAUGAGUGCGAGUCCAGUUUCACGUUCGAUGCGCUCGAGUUCUCAUGUGUGGACCUUCUCUUGUUUAUGACGUCGGUUGCGACGGAGUUUCCCGAGGCCGAGAAGUGCCAGGUGCAGGGCCAGCCCCUCGCCAUCACUACGGUCGUUGCCGAGCCGCAGCGGGCGCGGAUGGGCGCCUGCACCUCGCCGAGGGCCAGCCGCGCCGAGGCGCGGCCUCCGACCGCCAACUCGAAGCCUAAGCGCCAGAAGCCGCAGCGGAAGGACAUUCCGAUCGUCGCCAAGCUGCGCUCCCUGAUGGCCGCCGCGGGCGGCAGCGUGGCCGUCGCGCAGCCUCGGGUGGGCUCCAACUCUGGGAGCGGGUUCGACGCGGUCCUCUUCGAGGGCCAGCGGGCCCCCCUGUCGGCCAAGGCCGCCGUCGCCGACUUCAGCGGGCCUGCGCCGCAGCAUGGCGCGCUCUGCGCUUCCGUGCGGGGCGACAGGCCCGUUGCCGCCACCUGUGCUGCGCGUGCUUUUUCCAUGGGGAAUCAAUGGUAUGGAGUUUUUCUGCGCGUGGACGACCGGUCUGCCGUCUUCGACUCUCUCCCGCAGAUGGAGACGGACGCGCAGGCCGCGUGCGACUUCGACCCGGGCGGGGGCGCCAUCGAGACCGCCGGGAAGCGCCGGUGCUGGGAGCGCGGCGAAAAGAAGCAGAUCGAACACAUCGGCAUCUUCGUUGUGCCCGACGACCCCCGCGCGAAGAUCAUGCUCGCAGCGGGCAAGGGCGAAUUCCGCACGCGCGCGGUAGCCGGCCUCGGCCUCUCCAGGGGAAGCGAUGCCCGGGCCGCGGCCGCGCAGGUGAUGGGCCAGGCGUUCAUGCGCGACGCUUACGCGGGCGCAGGGGCGGGUCAAAUUGACUUCGAGGCUUCAUUGGCCAAGAUGCAAUCCACCUUCAGGGGCGCCCUGAAGCCGGAUGACAAGAUUCACCGCGAGGUGCUUGGGAUCAUUCUCAGAGACGUCGACGACGGGUCGAGUGUCGGACGGCCCCCCUUGAGGGCGCAGUGGGCAGACCUCGGGGAUGCCGAGAGCGAUGGCGACGCCUGCGACGCCGACUUCGAGCGGCGGCGCGCGCGCGACUGGGCGGGAGUGGUCACCGGCAGUCACCUCGCCGCCGCGACGGCAGCCAGCCAGGCGGGUCGCAGCCGGACUUGUCAUAGCGUCAUGAACGCACGCGCUACGCUUCGCCUCUAUGAGCGAGCAGAGUGCUGUCUCGGUGAGAUGAUCAGGGCAGAUAUCAGAUUCGACGUGGUCGGAAUUGCAGCUGUCGCGCAUGCGUGUGCCAAGGUCGGUGACUUUGCCGGGGCUUGGCGUUGGUUCGACUACGUGCUGCGCUACGAGCUCGUCGCUAAUCUGUUGUGCUGCAGCGCCAUGCUGCGCGCGCGCGCUCAGAAGGGUGCUGCUGUGGCUAGAUCGCGGUUCGGCAGACGAGAUCUCGUUGAAUCGCAUCCCCGGCGCCGCCGCGCAGCAGGGAGGCGCCGCCCGGCGGACAGGGCGGCGCGCGCCGGGAGGCGCCCCGACCGCGUGACCUCCCGUGCCCUGGCACGCGCCUUCCCCCCGACGUUCCAGGGGGGCAACCCUGGGGCCUCGGCCGAGAUCCUGGCCUGCAGCGCGAUCGUCGAGGCGCGCGGCAGGGCCGAGGGCCCUAACGCACUGCGUCGGCGCGCGCCAGGGGCAGCGCGUCGCUUCAUCCGCGCGAGAUGCCGGCGUCAAGGGGCGCUCGCGCUCGUCGGCGCGACAGGGUCUGGGGGGCUUCCAGACGCGGGGCGCGCCGCGGGCCCGACGCCCCCGCGGCGGAGCCGCAGCGGCCGCUUUGCGCGCGGCGCCGCCAGCCGGGCAGCGGUCGUUGGCGACGCUCGGAAGACGGUCUUGCCAGAGCUGCGUGCGUCGUCGACGUGGGCCAGCGCCUUCGCCUGA
Prorocentrum cordatum is the source of this 2502-nucleotide messenger RNA. Lineage: Eukaryota; Dinophyceae; Prorocentrales; Prorocentraceae. The record is from the annotation of a GenBank genome assembly.